UGAAACAUUUUUACACGGGUGAUGCCUUUAACUGAACCCUUCUUUCUUCCUCUUUAAGUGUUUGUUUGCAUGCUCUGUUCAGAAAACAGCAUUACAUGAAACGUUGAUUGCUAUGUAAUUAAGAUUAAUGAGAAAUAGUGGAUUUAAAAAAUCAUUUCCGGUGCAACCUCGUUUUCUCUCCGGUGUAUAGCGGCGUCCUCUUUGUUCCGGUUAACUGUAUCCAAUAUGGCGGCGGAGGGAGACGUUGAUUUGGACCUGGAAGCCGAGGAAAACUGCACCGGGAAGCCGGUGGAAAAGCCCCGGAAACAUGACAGCGGAGCCGCUGAUUUGGAGCGGGUCACGGACUACGCGGAGGAGAAAGAAAUCUCAAGUUCGGAUCUACAAACGGCGAUGUCGGUGAUUGGAGACCGAAGAUCUCGAGAACAGAAGGCCAAACAGGAGAGAGAAAAAGAGUUGGCUAAAGUCACCAUCAAGAAAGAGGAUGUUGAACUGAUUAUGUCAGAAAUGGAGAUCUCGCGGUCAGUGGCGGAGCGCAGCCUGAGGGAACACAUGGGGAACGUGGUGGAAGCUCUGGUGGCUCUCACCAACUGAACAGACAUUCACACACUGGACUGUUUUCCCACUUAAAGCUCAUGGAGCAGAUUCACGGUGGUGGUAGAUCUUACGCCAUAACCCUGUUUUUUGAUUUUUAAAUAAAAGUUCAUUCUUCCCUUGUGUAAAA
This is a messenger RNA of Girardinichthys multiradiatus, 721 nucleotides long. RefSeq names its product huntingtin interacting protein K (gene hypk). The coding region runs from base 226 to 591 and encodes 121 amino acids. NCBI's taxonomy places the organism in Eukaryota, Metazoa, Chordata, Actinopteri, Cyprinodontiformes, Goodeidae. The record is from RefSeq and is a predicted model, not a curated record. The transcript is spliced from 4 exons. Gene Ontology annotation, biological process: protein stabilization; negative regulation of apoptotic process.